UGUCGCCAAAUGACGCACUACCAGGGAGGUUUGAAAGCUGUAGUAAACGUACUAGCAGGUUUUGGCGGAUAAAAUUUAUAUUAAACUGAAGGUAAAGGGUUUUUCUUGCCGGUUGUGCAAAAAGUGCGGUGUGAGAUGUUGGUUUUUCGCGUAGUUUGAGGACGGAACGUGGCGGAGAAAACACAAAAAUGAGUCCACAUUUCCCUCCGUAGAGCAGAGCGGCGCUGGUGUUGACUCUCCACGGUUCUCAUGUGCCUUAUAAGUCCCGCCGCCUGCGCUCUUGGAGUUAACUCGUUUCCAACGACACUUCCAGACAGCAAACAUGGCAGAAGAAGCACCAGCAGCAGCAGCCGCGGCCGGACCGUCCAAAGCCCAGGCCAAGCCCGCCAGGAAGAAGACGGCGGCCUCCAAGGCGAAGAAAAGCUCUCCCAAUAUCGCCGAUGCGGUCUUGAAGGCGGUGAAAGAAAGCGGGGACCGCAAAGGGACAUCCAUGGCAACCAUCAAGAAAGCCAUCGCAGCGAUGGGGAUCGACCUGGACAAGAGCAACAAGCGCGUCAAUUCCACUGUGUGCAGACUAGUGACGAACGGUGAUUUGAUCCAAGUCAAAGGCUCUGGCGCGUCUGGGUCCUUCAAACUUCCGAAGGAGGCCGAUACUAAGACGAAAGUGGUUAAGAAGGUCGCCAAAAAAGCCGCCGCUAAAAAACCAGCCGCGAAGAAAUCAACGGCCGCCAAGAGAGUGGCAAAGCCUAAGAAAGCCACCACUCCCAAGAAGAAGGCAAAGGCACCUGCCAAGAGCCCCAAAAAGGCCAAGAAACCUGCGGCUAAGAAGUCUCCUGCGAAGAAAGCAGUUGCCAAGAAACCAGCGAGAAAGCCACCAACCAAUAGAGGAUCACCCAAAAAGGCCACGGCCAGAAGGGCGAAGAAGUAAAUGUGUUAAACUGCACAUUACUUCAACCAAAGGCUCUUUUAAGAGCCACCACAACUUCUACUUAAGAGCAUUUCCCAGCUGUGACACGAACAUUUACUAUAUAUUUUACAAAUCCCCUCUAUCAAGUUGUACAUGCACUAGAGCCAAUAUAAUCACUCAAAACUUACACAUAUUUGUCCAGGCGUGUUACACUUAACCCUAACAACUACGCCAUAACACUAUAUUCCGUCAUUGAUUUUUUUUCAUUACCUUAC
Nerophis lumbriciformis (worm pipefish) is the source of this 1182-nucleotide messenger RNA. RefSeq names its product histone H1-like. Gene Ontology annotation, cellular component: nucleosome. Gene Ontology annotation, biological process: nucleosome assembly. Gene Ontology annotation, molecular function: structural constituent of chromatin; DNA binding. NCBI's taxonomy places the organism in Eukaryota, Metazoa, Chordata, Actinopteri, Syngnathiformes, Syngnathidae. The record is from RefSeq and is a predicted model, not a curated record.